Fusarium graminearum PH-1 is the source of this 932-nucleotide messenger RNA. RefSeq lists its product as uncharacterized. Lineage: Eukaryota; Fungi; Ascomycota; Sordariomycetes; Hypocreales; Nectriaceae. Bases 1 to 627 code for a protein of 208 amino acids. The record is from RefSeq and is a predicted model, not a curated record. The transcript has a single exon.
AUGGCUGGCCAUAACCGUUGGUUGGCGGCAUGGCUUCAUGCUCGUAACCAGGGCGCACAUGGCCGACUAGCGGAGGCUUUGGUCCAUUACGAUCAUUGUAGCCCCCGCGCGACCUCCCUCCGCCAUAAUGACCUCCAGGCGGCUGCCCUCCAGCAUUCCACUGUGGUUGGUUCGGGGGAGGUGGCCCUUGAUAGGGGUAUGCUUGUGGUGCGCCAUAAGGAGGCUGCUGUGGAUAUUGAGAAGGAGGGUAUGGUUGAGUGGCGUAGUUGGAAUGAUAGUUACCGGAGGGCAUGGGGCCCGGGGCAUGUCCAUGAGGAGGGUGACCAUGCUCUGGGCCCCAUUGAGGCUGAGGAGGGUAAGCAGGAGGAUGCGAGGCACCGUAGGGAGGAGGAUUGUGAUGAGAAGGGUAUGGCUGGGGCUGGCUACCGUAUUCGUAACGAGACUGGGGCGAGCCGUGGUAGUCUCCGCGCCCACCGCUAUAAUGGCCGCCGCGUCCACGGGCGUGAUGCCCUCCUCGACCCUGACCGUUUUGGGGGUAAGACGGAGCUUGGGGACCGUAGCUUGCAGGACCGCCAGAAGAAGCUGGAGGUGGUGGAGGCGGAGGACCGUAACCGUAGCCCGACAUAGUGAAAGAUGUCGAGUGUAGAUGGCCGCAGGUAGGAGAUCCUCUAAGCAAGGAAGUUGGGGUCGAUGAUCGGGAUCGGAGAUCGAGUUGCUGAUGCAGCUGAAGGUGCUGGCCUGUAUUGAACCGAUUGAUGAAGAACUUCGUAGGUAUUCGACGAAGAUGAUUUGAUCUUGAAAAUAGAAGCAAAGGAGAAAGAAAAAGUGGUUUUUAGUAACGCUGGAGUUUAAAAAAAAUUACAAUUCUUGAGAUCCUUGGGCAAUUGAAAACGGUCGAGUAAACGGCAGUUACCUGUGGACGAUGUUGCUUU